UAGGACAGAAGCAAAGCAAAUAACAAUCUAAUUAUUCAAAGAUUAAAACCGCAAGCAACUGAUGGAAAUGACAUAUGACUACCUUCAGUGUGAACGCAGUAACAAGCUGAGAACUCUCGUCAAUUCGGACAGUGAAACAAAACUCGGAAUGACUCAAUCAAUAUCAACGGAUAAAUGUUUCAACAUCACGUCACUUGAUGCAAAAGAUAUACGCUGGCCGACGUCGUUGGGAGCUCACGGAUCCGAUGCUAUGCACACCGAUCCGGAUUAUUCCUGUGUUUACGUUACAAUCAAUACGGCGGAAGGUCUGUUUGGAAAUGGACUAACGUUCACGUUAGGCCGUGGAACUGACAUCGUUUUGUUGGCUGUGAAAGCAAUGAGGACAUUAGUAGAGAAUCGUACCACGACUAGUAUCUACCGGAACUUUGCUCAAUUUUGGCGUGAGUUGACCAGUGAGUCGCAACUUAGAUGGAUUGGACCGGAAAAGGGAGUAACCCAUCUGGCGGCAGCUGCCAUCAUCAAUGCAUUGUGGGAUUUGUGGGGUAAAAUUAGAGGUGUGCCUGUAUGGAGACUGUUAUCGGAAAUGGAUCCCGAGGAACUGGUAUCCACCAUCGACUUUCGCUACAUCACCGAUGCAAUCACACCCGAAGAUGCAAUACGCAUUUUAACCGAGAGUAAUACGAAUCGUUGCGCUCGGAUCGAAGAAAUUGUGUUGAACGGUUAUCCAGCUUAUACGACGCAAGUUGGUUGGCUUGGAUAUAGCGAUGAACAGAUUCGUACAUUGUGUCGCAAAUAUCUAGCGGCUGGAUUUACAGCUUUUAAAAUCAAGGUUGGACAAAAUUUGGAGAAUGAUUUCAAAAGAUGUAAACUGGUUCGACAGGAAAUUGGAUGGCACAACAAACUGAUGGUAGAUGCGAAUCAAAUCUGGGAUGUUGACACCGCUAUUGAGUGGAUGAAACAGUUGAAAGAUUUCAAAUUGUUCUGGAUCGAAGAGCCGACAUCACCCGAUGACAUUUUGGGUCAUAAGAAAAUUGCCGAAGCACUAAAAGAUCAUCAAAUAGGAGUAGCAACCGGAGAAAUGUGUUGCAAUCGCGUUAUGUUUAAGCAAUUCUUACAAGCUGGAGCCUUAGAAUAUUGUCAAAUCGAUUCAGCGAGAAUAGGUGGAGUCAACGAAAUUCUUGCAGUGUAUUUGAUGGCUAAAAAAUUCGGCGUAAAAGUUUGUCCUCAUGCCGGAGGUGUUGGACUCUGCGAGAUGGUUCAACACUUGCAGAUGUGGGAUUAUACAUCCGUUUCGUGUUCAAUGGAAGGAAGAAUGAUUGAAUUCGUAGAUCAACAGCACGAGCAGUUCGUCAAUCCUGCGUUAGUGAAUGAUGCUGCUUGUUAUGUUGCUCCUGAUUCGCCGGGGUACUCCACCCAACUGAAACCGGAAGCGAUUGCGAUGUACGAGUAUCCGAAUGGAUCUGAAUGGGAGCGUAUGUUUCGCGAGGGAAUUUUCAAAAAGCAUGAAUAUUGAUAGCUUUAGGUCAUUAUUCGUUUAUUAAGUAUUAAAAUCGACUCUAAAUUUCUGCGAGCAUGGAGCGUUGAAUGCAUUUUUUCAUUAUCCU
This is a messenger RNA of Malaya genurostris, 1604 nucleotides long. RefSeq names its product mitochondrial enolase superfamily member 1-like. Gene Ontology annotation, molecular function: L-fuconate dehydratase activity; magnesium ion binding. The coding region runs from base 62 to 1513 and encodes 483 amino acids. The record is from RefSeq and is a predicted model, not a curated record. Gene Ontology annotation, biological process: carbohydrate catabolic process; amino acid catabolic process. The transcript is spliced from 9 exons. NCBI's taxonomy places the organism in Eukaryota, Metazoa, Arthropoda, Insecta, Diptera, Culicidae.